AGGUGUCAGCAGAGUGAGAGGCCUUCCGGUUCCUCUUAGAUCAGCUGACUCUGAUGCUGCUGUCAGGAGACCUCAACAACUCUAUUGAAUGGCAACUAUGAAAAUUAUCGAGCCAUAGAAACGCUAUUCACAGCUAUAUUUUCCCACUGUUAGCGGACAUAUUUUCUUUUAACAGUUUCCUCUAGCUGCACCAGAUCUGUAACCAUGACUGAGUUUUGGUUGAUCUCUGCCCCGGGAGAGAAGACCUGCCAGCAGACAUGGGAUCAAAUGAUGGCAGCCACCACACGUAACAACAACCUGUCCACCAACCACAAGUUCAACAUCCCUGACCUCAAGGUGGGGACCCUAGAUGUCUUGGUUGGGCUGUCGGAUGAACUGGCCAAAUUAGACUCCUUUGUGGAUAGUGUGGUGAAGAAGGUUGCUCAGUACAUGGCCGACGUGCUGGAAGACAGUCGGGACAAAGUUCAGGAGAACCUGCUGGCCAACGGAGUUGAUCUUGUCACCUACAUCACAAGAUUUCAAUGGGACAUGGCAAAAUAUCCCAUCAAACAGUCACUUAAAAACAUCUCUGAAAUCAUCUCAAAGCAAGUCUCCCAGAUUGACAAUGACUUGAAGUCCAGAGCAUCGGCUUAUAACAACCUGAAGGGAAACCUGCAGAAUCUCGAAAGGAAGAAUGCGUAA
This is a messenger RNA of Notothenia coriiceps (black rockcod), 681 nucleotides long. RefSeq names its product V-type proton ATPase subunit C 1-A-like. The transcript has 6 exons. NCBI's taxonomy places the organism in Eukaryota, Metazoa, Chordata, Actinopteri, Perciformes, Nototheniidae. Gene Ontology annotation, molecular function: proton-transporting ATPase activity, rotational mechanism. The record is from RefSeq and is a predicted model, not a curated record. The coding region runs from base 205 to 681 and encodes 158 amino acids. Gene Ontology annotation, biological process: proton transmembrane transport. Gene Ontology annotation, cellular component: lysosomal membrane; vacuolar proton-transporting V-type ATPase, V1 domain.